Molecule: messenger RNA, 411 nt
Organism: Prunus armeniaca (apricot)
Lineage: Eukaryota; Viridiplantae; Streptophyta; Magnoliopsida; Rosales; Rosaceae
Source: the annotation of a GenBank genome assembly
AUGGGAAACAUCAUCAAAGAACAUCAAGGGGAUAUGGUCACUACAAAAGUGGCGAGGGUCAUAUACAUUGUGAAGGAAGCUAUAAAGGCAGCAUCUGGCUUCGCUCUUGCAGAUGUUCUUCCUUCUAUCAGUUUGCUUCAUCUCUUAAGUGGAAUGAGGCCUAAACUUGAGAGGCUGCAUAAAGAAGCUGACAGGAUAAUGGGAAACAUCAUCAAAAAACAUCAAGGGGAUAUGGUCACUACAAAAAGUGGCAAGGGUGAAGCAGAGGAAGACCUAUUAGACGUUCUCCUUAAAUUUCAUGAGCAUGGAAAUGAGCUUGAGUUUUCCCUAACUACUGAGAACAUCAAAGCAGUUAUCUUGAAGAGUAACCAUAGCACAAACCGCGUUGUAGACAUACUACAAGUAGUGUAG